Coccidioides immitis RS is the source of this 1671-nucleotide messenger RNA. RefSeq names its product amino acid permease. The coding region runs from base 1 to 1671 and encodes 556 amino acids. Gene Ontology annotation, cellular component: membrane. Gene Ontology annotation, biological process: transmembrane transport. The transcript has 4 exons. Lineage: Eukaryota; Fungi; Ascomycota; Eurotiomycetes; Onygenales; Onygenaceae. Gene Ontology annotation, molecular function: transmembrane transporter activity. The record is from RefSeq and is a predicted model, not a curated record.
AUGUCUUCAGAACUCGACCAGAUCCAACCAAGCCACCACCAGCCAAGUAUGUCCGUUCUUCCGGCCGGCGAUAUUCCAGUGAUGGAUCACAAGAUGGAUGAAGACGAGAGGAUCAUCGUGUCUCUUGGAUACAAACAAGAAUUCAAGCGUGAAUUUUCGCUCUGGACGACUUUCUGCGUUAGUUUCUCCGUUCUGGGGUUACUACCUUCGUUUGCGAGCACUCUAUGGUACGGCAUGGGAUAUGCUGGCACGGCAGGAAUGGUAUGGGGCUGGAUCAUUGCAAUGAUAUUCAUUCAAUGCGUGGCCAUGGGAAUGGCGGAGCUUUGUUCGUCAAUGCCCACAAGUGGCGGCCUUUACUACGCUGCUGCUGUUCUCGCUCCCGAUGGAUGGGGUCCAUUUGCGGCAUGGGUAACCGGGUGGUCGAAUUGGAUGGGCCAGGUGAUGGCAGCGCCAUCUGUCAACUAUGGCACGGCGGGCAUGAUUCUUGCUGCUGGUUCGAUAUAUAAUCCCGAUUAUGUGCCGACGCCUUACCAAACCUUUCUGUUGACCACUUUUAUCAUGUUGAUUCACGGGGUGCUUAGCAGUAUGCCAACGAGAUGGAUUGCUGAGGUUAAUUCGUAUGGAUCAACCUUCAACAUCAUCUGCCUUAUCAUCGUCCUCAUCGCCAUUCCUGCGGGAACUACGAAUUCCCCGAAGUUCAACUCAUCGGCCGAUGUUUGGGGAACAAUAUAUAAAGGGACCUCGUUUCCUGAUGGUGUUGCAGUAUUGAUGUCGUUUGUUAGCGUGAUUUGGACCAUGUCUGGUUAUGAUUCCCCGUUUCAUUUGAGUGAAGAAUGCUCAAAUGCGAACAUCGCCUCCCCCAGGGCUAUUGUCCUCACUUCGGGAGUGGGAGGACUCAUGGGAUGGUUCCUCCAGGUCGUUGUGGCAUACACCGUCAAAGAUAUUGACGAAGUGUUGAUGUCUGAAUUGGGACAGCCGUGGGCAUCUUACCUGUUCCAAGUGAUGCCGAGAAAGGCAGCAGUUGCUAUACUGGCAUUAACAAUCAUCUGCGGCUUUUCAAUGGGUCAAGCUUGUAUGAUCGCUGCAUCCCGGGUGACUUACGCAUAUGCUCGCGACGACUGCUUUCCGUUAUCAAGGAUUUGGAAGAAAGUCAACAAACAUACGCAGACUCCAGUGAAUGCAGUCUGGUUCAACUGCGUAGUCGGCAUUCUGUCCACUUUGCUGAUAUUUGCCGGUGACCUUGCAAUGGGUGCCCUAUUUUCGAUCGGGGCUAUUGCCGCGUUCGUCGCAUUCUCCAUUCCAAUUGGCAUUCGUAUCUUUGUCGUCAAAGAAAAAUUCCGACCUGGUCCUUGGAAUCUAGGAAGAUAUAGUCGUGUAAUUGGCGGAACGGGGGUGUCGUUUGUGAUCUUGAUGCUACCGAUUCUCUGUCUUCCCGCUUAUACAGGUUCGGAUUUGACGCCAAAAGAAAUGAAUUGGACUUGCAUCGUCUAUGGCGCCCCUAUGAUCGGCGUGCUCAUUUGGUGGAUUGUUGAUGCAAGGAGGUGGUUCAAAGGGCCGAAAGUCAACGUUGAACAUCACAUGUUGGAUCGUGUGCAAAUUGGAGUUGAUCGAGUUGACACUAAAGGCUCUGAGAAAGAGGCAGUACAGCAGCUGGAAUCUGUUGAUGUCUAA